Knipowitschia caucasica is the source of this 264-nucleotide messenger RNA. The record is from the annotation of a GenBank genome assembly. NCBI's taxonomy places the organism in Eukaryota, Metazoa, Chordata, Actinopteri, Gobiiformes, Gobiidae.
AUGGCACGCCCGGCACCGCGCGUAACAAGGGCGCAUUCACGGAACAAGAGGAAGGAGACGUCCUCAAACUACGGAGCGUGCACCACGUGUUGCAGUCACGUAGCCGCUCUCCCCCCUCCUCCCCCUCCCUCACCCAUCCUAACUCUUCAUCUGCGCUCCUCUUCCUCACUGACUGUACUUGUGUUGUGCUGGUGUGUGGAUAUGGAGAGCGCCAUUACGCACGGUGCCAUGGUGCCUUGGGUGAAGGUUAUAGUUCGUGGUUAG